UCGCCACCACCCCUGAGCUACAAGAUGAGGCUCGCCGCAGGCGCCCUGCUGGCCUGCGCCGCCCUGGGGCUGUGUCUGGCCGUCACGGAGAAGACCGUGCGAUGGUGCGCCGUGAAUGAUCACGAGGCCAGCAAGUGCGCCAACUUCCGGGACAGUAUGAAAAAAGUCCUUCCAGAGGAUGGCCCCCGUAUCAUCUGUGUGAAGAAGGCCUCCUACCUGGACUGCAUCAAGGCCAUCGCGGCACACGAAGCGGACGCCGUGACACUGGACGCGGGUCUGGUGCAUGAGGCCGGCCUGACUCCCAACAACCUGAAGCCUGUAGUAGCAGAGUUCUAUGGGUCAAAAGAGAAUCCAAAGACCUUCUACUAUGCUGUGGCUCUGGUGAAAAAGGGCAGCAACUUCCAGCUGAACGAGCUCCAAGGCAAGAAGUCCUGCCACACAGGCCUCGGCAGGUCCGCCGGGUGGAACAUCCCAAUAGGCCUACUUUACUGUGACCUACCGGAGCCACGCAAGCCCCUGGAGAAAGCAGUGGCCAGUUUCUUCUCGGGCAGCUGUGUCCCCUGUGCGGAUGGUGCGGACUUCCCCCAGCUGUGUCAGCUGUGCCCAGGGUGUGGCUGCUCCUCCGUUCAGCCGUAUUUCGGCUACUCCGGCGCCUUCAAGUGUCUGAAGGAUGGUCUUGGGGAUGUGGCCUUUGUCAAGCAAGAGACCAUAUUUGAGAACCUGCCCAGCAAGGAUGAGAGGGAUCAGUAUGAGCUGCUGUGCCUGGACAACACCCGGAAGCCAGUGGACGAGUAUGAGCAGUGCCACCUGGCUCGGGUCCCUUCCCAUGCAGUCGUGGCCCGAAGUGUGGACGGCAAGGAGGACCUGAUCUGGGAGCUUCUGAACCAGGCCCAGGAACAUUUCGGCAAAGACAAAUCGGGAGACUUCCAACUGUUCAGCUCUCCUCAUGGGAAGAACCUGCUGUUUAAGGACUCAGCCUAUGGGUUUUUUAAAGUUCCCCCCAGGAUGGACGCCAACCUGUACCUGGGUUAUGAGUACGUCACCGCCGUUCGUAACCUACGGGAAGGCAUAUGCCCAGACCCCUUACAGGAUGAGUGCAAGGCGGUGAAGUGGUGCGCUCUGAGCCACCACGAGAGGCUCAAGUGUGAUGAGUGGAGCGUUACCAGUGGAGGGUUAAUAGAGUGUGAAUCGGCAGAGACCCCGGAAGACUGCAUUGCCAAGAUCAUGAAUGGAGAAGCUGACGCCAUGAGCUUGGACGGAGGAUAUGUCUACAUAGCGGGCCAGUGUGGUCUGGUGCCUGUCCUGGCAGAGAACUAUGAAAGCACUGAUUGCAAGAAAGCACCGGAGGAAGGGUAUCUUUCUGUGGCAGUGGUGAAGAAGUCAAAUCCUGACAUAAACUGGAACAACCUGGAAGGCAAGAAGUCCUGCCACACAGCGGUGGACAGAACGGCUGGCUGGAACAUCCCCAUGGGCCUCCUGUACAACAGGAUCAACCACUGCAGGUUUGAUGAGUUUUUCCGUCAAGGCUGUGCACCUGGCUCUCAGAAGAAUUCCAGUCUCUGUGAGCUGUGUGUCGGCCCAAGUGUGUGUGCUCCCAACAACAGAGAGGGAUACUAUGGCUACACGGGGGCUUUCAGGUGUCUGGUGGAGAAGGGAGACGUGGCUUUUGUGAAGUCCCAAACUGUGCUGCAGAACACUGGUGGACGGAACUCUGAACCAUGGGCUAAGGAUCUGAAGGAAGAAGACUUUGAGUUGCUGUGCCUUGAUGGUACCAGGAAGCCUGUCUCUGAGGCUCACAACUGCCAUCUUGCCAAAGCUCCAAAUCAUGCCGUGGUCUCGAGGAAAGAUAAGGCAGCUUGUGUUAAGCAGAAACUGCUUGACCUGCAGGUUGAGUAUGGAAAUACAGUGGCUGACUGCUCCAGCAAGUUUUGCAUGUUCCAUUCUAAAACCAAGGACCUUCUAUUCAGGGACGACACAAAAUGCCUGGUUGACCUUCGGGGCAAAAACACAUAUGAAAAAUACCUGGGAGCAGAUUAUAUUAAGGCUGUCAGUAACCUGAGGAAAUGCUCAACCUCACGACUCCUGGAAGCCUGCACUUUCCACAAACAUUAAAAUCCACGAGAGAGCUGCCACACGGCUGGAGAUGGAGCUUGGAUGACCCAGGAGUUUCUUCUGGAUCUGCUGUGCUUGAGAGUGUUGUGCCAAUCAUGUCUGUCUUUACAGUUCUGUGUUGCCAAGUGUGUAGAAUGCAGAAUAAAAACUAUUACAGAUUUUACAUUUCG
This is a messenger RNA of Oryctolagus cuniculus (rabbit), 2282 nucleotides long. It is a transcript of the gene TF, whose product is annotated as transferrin. Gene Ontology annotation, molecular function: ferric iron binding. Gene Ontology annotation, cellular component: extracellular region; recycling endosome; plasma membrane. The record is from RefSeq and is marked provisional. Gene Ontology annotation, biological process: iron ion transport; antibacterial humoral response; intracellular iron ion homeostasis. Lineage: Eukaryota; Metazoa; Chordata; Mammalia; Lagomorpha; Leporidae.